Condylura cristata (star-nosed mole) is the source of this 1023-nucleotide messenger RNA. It is a transcript of the gene SGPP2, whose product is annotated as sphingosine-1-phosphate phosphatase 2. The record is from RefSeq and is a predicted model, not a curated record. Bases 162 to 977 code for a protein of 271 amino acids. Lineage: Eukaryota; Metazoa; Chordata; Mammalia; Eulipotyphla; Talpidae. Gene Ontology annotation, biological process: sphingosine metabolic process; phospholipid dephosphorylation. Gene Ontology annotation, cellular component: endoplasmic reticulum membrane. Gene Ontology annotation, molecular function: sphingosine-1-phosphate phosphatase activity. The transcript has 4 exons.
AUGUACAGAAGUACAUUGUGAAGAAUUACUUCUACUAUUACCUGUUCAGAUUUUCAGCCGCUCUGGGUCAAGAAGUAUUCUACAUCACAUUCCUCCCGUUCACCCACUGGAAUAUUGAUCCCUUUUUAUCCAGAAGGCUGGUCAUCAUAUGGGUUCUGGUGAUGUAUGUGGGCCAGGUGGCCAAGGAUAUCUUGAAGUGGCCCCGCCCAUUCUCGCCACCUGUGGUAAAGCUGGAAAAGAGGGUCAUGGCUGAGUUCGGGAUGCCGUCUACCCACGCCAUGGCAGCCACUGCUAUUUCUUUCACGCUCCUUAUCUCGACGAUGGACAGAUACCAGUACCCUUUCGCCCUGGGCCUGACGCUGGCCGUGGUGUUCUCCGCCUUGGUGUGUCUCAGCAGACUCUACACCGGGAUGCACACGGUGCUGGACGUGCUGGGCGGCGUCCUCAUCACCGGGGUCCUCGUGGCGCUCACCUUGCCCGCCUGGCCUCUCAUCGACAGCCUGGAGUCGGCCAGCCCGCUCUUGCCGGUGUGUGUGCUGGUGGUCCCGUUCUUCCUGUGCUACAACUACCCCGUGUCUGACUACUACAGCCCCACGCGCGCUGACACCACCACCAUCAUGGCGGCCGGGGCGGGGGUCACCAUUGGCUUCUGGAUCAACCAUUUUUUCCAGCUGGUGUCGGAGCCCACCCAGCCUCGCCCGGCCGUGCAGAACAUCCCGCCACUCACCACCGACGUGGUGGUGUUGGGCCUGACCAAAUUCACUGUGGGCAUCGUGCUGAUCCUGUUGGUCCGGCAGCUCGUGCAGAAUCUCUCUCUGCAAGUGCUGUACUCGUGGUUCAAGGUGGUGGCCAGGAACAAGGAGGCCCGGCGGAGGCUGGAGAUCGAAGUGCCUUACAAGUUUGUCACCUACACGUCUGUUGGCAUCUGUGCCACCACCUUCGUGCCCAUGCUGCACAGGUUUUUGGGGUUGCUCUGAGUCUCCGGUUGGAAAUGAGGCCACUGGACGUGAGACAAAGACAACA